Messenger RNA from Manduca sexta (tobacco hornworm), 1052 nucleotides. RefSeq lists its product as uncharacterized. Bases 543 to 1019 code for a protein of 158 amino acids. The record is from RefSeq and is a predicted model, not a curated record. The transcript has 4 exons. Lineage: Eukaryota; Metazoa; Arthropoda; Insecta; Lepidoptera; Sphingidae.
CAGGCUGAGCAGAGUGUUACACAAAUUCGACCGUUCGCAACGAGGCGUGCGACACGACUCAAUUAUUCAAUAUUUUAUCUUACCUUGACACUAUUACCCAAAUUUAUUUUCAUAAUUAAAAGUUCACACAGACACAUUAAAGGACUAUGUGCUACCACUUAAAGAUUCUAGUCUAAAGGUUUGUCUAUGAUCGGUUUCCAGUCUGGCAUCAAAUAAACACUUCCAAAUUUUUAUUUGUAUGCGGAGAUCAUUUCCGCAACCUAUAGUUUCACUCGCCACACAUCUCAUUGCGUUAGGAAAGCUGUCGAAAGGUUAUUCGCUACGUUGUAGCUAUCCAGGGUACAUAAAUAGUGUAUGAUUAAUUAUAUUUCUGUUGCUCAUAGUAAUAUUAGCAACGUCAUUAUUUACAAUCAAUAUUAUAUUUAUAUUACGGUUUCUUAGCAACAAUUUCGAUUAAAUCGACUUUGUUGGACACAUUACUGUGGGUAUUAAAGGUCCAGUAAAGCAUUGUAGCUCUAGUGUUUUCGGCUUUUUUGAUAACUAUGUUAUCGCGAAGGGAUAAGCUAUUGAUACAACCGUGGGCAGAUCGCAGGUUCAAAGACCAUCGUUCAAAAGUAAAAUCCGCUUUACCGGCGAUAGACGACCGCCCGCCGACAGCCAGGCCUCACGUGGCACUCAAGCUGAAGAAAUGCCAACGUGAACUCGAUAGGAAAAAGAAAAUACAGAAUGAAAACUUCAGCCUCUUACAGCGGCUUAACGCUAUCAUGAAGGUUAACCGCCUUGACAAUAGAUGGGAAAAACCGCUACCAAAUUUCCAUCACAAAGUGGGUUUGUUCUACGAUGUGGCUUCGCUGAACAAUAGGAUUUCAGCUCGCUCCCUCGCGGACGACACCUUCGACGAAUCCUACAGCAAUGUCAAAUGCUACGCUUGCGAUUUGAAGAAGAAACACUACACGCUGCAAUUCAAAACUUUCAGCCCGAUGACACAAAAUUCUUUACCAUCUAUAAAUUCAAACUGAAUUGUUGGUUCAAAAUAAAUAUGUUGAAAAUUA